AUGAAGGUGAUAACUAAGGCCCAGCAAGGCGGAAACACAGACAGAUGGAGUCGCGCUACAGUCAGCACGAAGGGAGGAGAGAUAUGCUAUGACCGGCUGGGGUGCUUCACAAGCAAUGCCCCAUGGGCUGGAACGCUACAGAGACCAAUAGGUCACUUACCCUGGGCUCCAGAGAAGAUUAACACUCGGUUCCUGCUCUACACCAGGGACAAUCUGAAAAAAUAUCAGGAACUCAGCGCCAUCAAUCGAGAUACAAUCACGAAGUCUAAUUUUCAAACAUAUCGGAAAACUCACAUCAUUAUUCAUGGAUUUAUUGAUGAUGGGGAAAAGAACUGGAUGGUGGACAUGUGUCAGGCCAUUUUACAGGCAGAAGAUGUGAAUUGUUUCUGCGUUGACUGGAGCGACGGCUCGCGGACUCUGUACACUCAGGCGGCCAAUAACAUCCGAGUAGUGGGGGCAGAAGUCGCCUAUUUUGUUAAAGCUCUUGGGGAAAUGUUGAAAUACGACCCGUCUAAAGUUCACCUCAUUGGGCACAGUCUGGGGGCGCACACUGCAGGAGAAGCUGGAAAAAGACAGCCUGGAAUUGGAAGGAUAACUGGACUGGAUCCCGCUCAGCCGUAUUUUGAGGACACCCCUCCUGAGGUCAGAUUGGAUCCUUCCGAUGCUCUUCUUGUUGAUGCCAUUCACACUGAUUCCACACCAACUAUACUCAACCUAGGGUACGGGAUAAGUCAGACGGUUGGUCAUCUGGAUUUCUUUCCAAAUGGAGGAAAACAAAUGCCAGGAUGUAAGAAGAAUGAGGUCAUCAAUCAUGUGAACCCCGAUAACAUCACACCGACUGUUGAUGAAUUAGUCGCCUGUAAUCACUUGAGGAGCUACAGGUAUUACACCGAGAGCAUCAGAAACCCUGAUGGCUUCAUUGGAUUCCCAAGCUCUUCAUAUGACGCCUUCAUAGCCGGGGAGGGGUUCCCAUGCCCCAGUGGUGGCUGCCCACUGAUGGGACACUACGCUGAUCAAUACCGAGGAGUCACAUCCAACACUCCGCCAUUUUACCUAAACACAGGAGACCAGACAAAAUUUUCCCGCUGGAGAUACAAGGUGUCCGUCCGCACUGCUGGGGGCACCAGUGUUUGGGGAAAUGUCGCUGUGUCUGUACAGGGGUCUAAUGGAAACAUCCCAGACUACACUGUAUACAAGGGACAUCUUAGACCAGACACAGUGUACACAGCUUUCAUAGAUGCUGAGGACAACAUCGGAUCCAUCUCUAAGGUGACAUUUACAUGGCGCAGUUACCUGCCCAAUAUUUCCCACAACAAAUUGGGCGCCUCCUCUGUGACCGUACAGUUCGGGAAGGACGGAGCAGAGAGCUCAUUCUGCGACAAUGUGACUGUACUGGACGGUAUUCACCAGGUUCUCCGCCCCUGCGCCUCUCCUCUGCCUCUAUAAUGAUUAUACAGUGGAUAUAGCAGAGCUGGGGGAGUCAUUUACUGUAACUAAUAGAAAC
Molecule: messenger RNA, 1504 nt
Organism: Hyla sarda
Lineage: Eukaryota; Metazoa; Chordata; Amphibia; Anura; Hylidae
Product: pancreatic lipase-related protein 2-like
Exons: 13
Coding region: 1-1446 (481 amino acids)
Biological process (GO): lipid metabolic process
Molecular function (GO): protein binding; triacylglycerol lipase activity
Source: RefSeq, a predicted model, not a curated record